AUGUCAGGCGAGGACCACGCCCAUAAAAUCCCAAGCCGGCAAAAGACGAACAGCAAUAGUGGAGCGUUCAUCAAAAUGGCUGUCGCAGAGAAGAGUACUUCGAUAUCAAGCAGAGCCCACCUCCCCACUGCUACGAAGCGCCAAAACGAAAAUCUAGCAAGGCGGAUUGAGACUCUCUUUGUCAAAUCCCACGAGAUAUGGGAGAUCUAUGGCGUCGACGUGGCGGUGAUUCUCAGGAAGAACAGCCAGUACUCCACCUACAGGUCAAUAGACGAACCGAGGUGGUCACACCGAUCUCAUCCGGAGAUCUCGAAGGCAAAACUGCAAAACGCAAGUCGCUUGCCAACGCCGGAAAGUCGCCGAGUCAAGUAG
Amorphotheca resinae ATCC 22711 is the source of this 372-nucleotide messenger RNA. RefSeq lists its product as hypothetical. The record is from RefSeq and is a predicted model, not a curated record. The coding region runs from base 1 to 372 and encodes 123 amino acids. The transcript has 2 exons. NCBI's taxonomy places the organism in Eukaryota, Fungi, Ascomycota, Leotiomycetes, Helotiales, Amorphothecaceae.